UGGCAGAAGAUGAGUGCAUCUGAUUUGUCCAACCUGACCCUUCACCUGGAGGGGUCCCUGACCCGGGCUUUAGGUCACUACCUGGACAACUGGAGGCGUAACAUGACAGCUGCGGCCAACACUUUGGACAAGACUAUGGCUGAGGAGAACUUCAAGAACGUCAUCUGGUAUCUGGCAGUGAUGAUCGGCAUGUUUGCCUUCAUUAUCGUGGCCAUGCUGGUAAGCACGGUCAAAUCCAAGAGGAGAGAGCACUCUAAGGACCCCUACCACCAAUACAUCAAGGAGGACUGGACGGCUCAGGUACAACAGGGCGACGUUGUCACCAACUUUGGAGCUGGAUGAUGUGAGCGAAGACGCUAAGCUCACAGCAGAUCAUCGUUAUCACCAGUAGCUGUAGCAGCACAACAGGUUUUCAUAAAAGUGGUCUUUUCCCAAUAUCCUUUCUUUUCCAGUGAGUUCUGCUAAUGCUGGUC
Cyclopterus lumpus (lumpfish) is the source of this 473-nucleotide messenger RNA. Its product is annotated as potassium voltage-gated channel subfamily E member 2-like. Lineage: Eukaryota; Metazoa; Chordata; Actinopteri; Perciformes; Cyclopteridae. The coding region runs from base 10 to 342 and encodes 110 amino acids. Gene Ontology annotation, biological process: negative regulation of delayed rectifier potassium channel activity; regulation of heart rate by cardiac conduction; ventricular cardiac muscle cell action potential. The record is from RefSeq and is a predicted model, not a curated record. The transcript is spliced from 2 exons. Gene Ontology annotation, molecular function: delayed rectifier potassium channel activity; potassium channel regulator activity; voltage-gated potassium channel activity involved in ventricular cardiac muscle cell action potential repolarization. Gene Ontology annotation, cellular component: membrane.